This is a messenger RNA of Drosophila ficusphila, 1350 nucleotides long. It is a transcript of the gene Coq9, whose product is annotated as ubiquinone biosynthesis protein COQ9, mitochondrial. Gene Ontology annotation, cellular component: mitochondrial inner membrane. Gene Ontology annotation, molecular function: lipid binding. Gene Ontology annotation, biological process: ubiquinone biosynthetic process. NCBI's taxonomy places the organism in Eukaryota, Metazoa, Arthropoda, Insecta, Diptera, Drosophilidae. The transcript is spliced from 4 exons. The record is from RefSeq and is a predicted model, not a curated record. Bases 60 to 1040 code for a protein of 326 amino acids.
UUCCUGGUGAAUGCCAAAAAAACCGAUUUCAAUUGGUCCAACGAUUUCAAGCCGCUAAAAUGGCAAGUGUGCGAUGUUUGCACAAGCUAAUCCGCCUGCAGAAGCUCCUGCUGCCGCUCAAUGGACAAAGCUCCCGUUUGGCUCCGUUGCAGCCGAGACCUUUGACUUUUCUCCUGGCAAGAAGCUAUGCUAAGGACGAAAAGACCACUAACCUAAACGACUUUCGGGCACGCGAGGAGCAACGUGAAAAGGAGCGGGAUGCGGCCGAUGAGGCGGCGGCAAGGGAAACACAAAGAGAAACUGGUGCAGGAGGUGGACUGGGAGCAACAGGAUCAGACACUGGCGGCCAACAGGACGAUGCCAAGCAGGCGAAAGUGGAUGCCGUAAGGGUCAAGAUCCUAGAUGCUGCUUUGCAACAUGUGCCCCAGCAAGGUUGGACUCGGCAGGCCAUUAUUUUGGGUGCCGAGGAGAGUGGCUAUCCCAGCGUGGUGCACGGCAUGUUUCCUGAAGGUGGUUUCGCCCUGGUCUCCCACUUUAAUGGCAAGUGUAACGCCCAGCUGGUAGAGAGCCUGCAGCAAGAUACAGAUGGCGGCAAGAAGGCAGUGGAUGAUCCCCUCGAUUUUCUGGUGCAAGCAGUGCGCCAGCGCCUCGAAAUGGUCACCCCCUAUAAGGCGCAGUGGCCCCAGGCGAUGGCCUUGAUAGCGCAGCCUCAACAUGCGCCCACAGCCCUGGCCCAAGUGCUCACCCUGGUGGAUGACAUCUGCUACUAUUCGGGGGAUCGCUCCGUCGAUUUCGGUUGGUACACAAGACGCGUGGGUCUGGCGACCAUCAUGAAGAUGACCGAGCUGUACUUCCUGCAGGACACUUCCCAGGGACACGCUCAAACGUGGGACUUCCUGAAGAACCGCAUGGACGAGGCUGUGCAGCUGCAAAUGAUGCUGUCCCAGACGGAGGGCAUGACGCACACGUUUCAACGUUCCUUCAACUCGGCGUUCAUAACGGCGCGCAACAUACUUGGUCUGGGUUAUAAUCGUAAUUAGCACGGAAAGAAGCCGAUCCCGUGAUCUGUUUCCUCGAGUGCCGCAUGCAGUCCAAAGAUAAAUACUUGUAGUGGGGAUAACGCUGCUCCCACUUAAAGAUGUACACUUAUGUUUACCUUAAAUCCAUAUGUAUAUACGUGCAAAGAAGUACACCCUUAUACAACCAAUGGCUAGUUGUUGGUUUUUCGUGGUUUUUGCUGGGGAUUUCAUGUUGAAAACCCAACAAUAUUUUUUUAGACAUAUUUUCAAGUCAAUUAAACUCGCAGUCUAUAAUUGCAAAUAAAGGGGAAACGGGAAAACCAGUAACCUA